Molecule: messenger RNA, 1021 nt
Organism: Oxyura jamaicensis (ruddy duck)
Lineage: Eukaryota; Metazoa; Chordata; Aves; Anseriformes; Anatidae
Product: olfactory receptor 14C36-like
Exons: 1
Coding region: 1-933 (310 amino acids)
Biological process (GO): G protein-coupled receptor signaling pathway
Cellular component (GO): membrane
Molecular function (GO): olfactory receptor activity; G protein-coupled receptor activity
Source: RefSeq, a predicted model, not a curated record
AUGGCCAACAGCAGCUCUGUGACUGAGUUCCUCCUGCUGGCAUUCACAGACACCCAGGAUUUGCAGCUCCUGCACUUCGCGCUCUUCCUGGGCAUCUACCUGGCUGCCCUCCUGGGCAAUGGCCUCAUCCUCACAGCCAUAGCCUGUGACCACCACCUCCACACCCCCAUGUACUUCUUCCUUCUCAACCUCGCCCUCCUCGACCUUGGAUCCAUCUCCACCACUCUGCCCAAAGCCAUGGCCAAUGCCCUCUGGAACACCAGGGCCAUCUCCUAUCAAGGGUGUGCUGCUCAAAUCCUUUUUUUAGUCUUAUUUUUUGAUGCAGAGUAUUCCCUUCUCACUGUCAUGGCCUAUGACCGCUAUGUUGCCAUCUGCAAGCCCCUGUACUACGAGAACCUCCUGGGCAGCAGAGCUUGUGCCAAGAUGGCAGCAGCUGCCUGGGGCAGUGGCUUUCUCAAUGCUGUCCUGCACACUGCCACUACAUUUUCCCUGCCCCUCUGUCAAGGCAAUGCAGUGGACCAGUUCUUCUGUGAAAUCCCCCACAUCCUCAAGCUCUCCUGCUCAGAUGCCUACCUCAGAGAAGUUGGGGCGCUUGUGUUUAGUGUUUCUUUAGUAUGUGGUUGUUUUGUUUUCAUUUUGAUAUCCUAUGUACAGAUUUUCAGGGCAGUGCUGAGGAUAUCCUCUGAGCAGGGCCGGCACAAAGCCUUUUCCACGUGCCUCCCUCAUCUGGCUGUCAUCUCCCUGUUUCUUAGCACUGGCAUAUUUGCCUACCUGAAGCCUCCCUCCAUAUCGUCCCCAUCCCUGGAUCUGGUGGUGUCAUUUCUGUACUCAGUGGUGCCUCCAGCAGUGAACCCCCUCAUCUAUAGCAUGAGGAACCAGGAGCUCAAGCGUGCAGUGAGGAAACUAUUUGAAUACAUCAUUCUUCAGCAUUGAUAAUGUGCAUAUAAUACUGACAGGACACACAGGAUUUCUGAAAAAUACGCCUAGUGCAAAGACUUGUAAGUAAUUUUCUUUAUUAUUA